Astrephomene gubernaculifera is the source of this 1151-nucleotide messenger RNA. The record is from the annotation of a GenBank genome assembly. Lineage: Eukaryota; Viridiplantae; Chlorophyta; Chlorophyceae; Chlamydomonadales; Astrephomenaceae.
CAAUAGAACUGGCCGUCAAAUACGGGGCUCCUAACCGAGCCCUGAAACAACUCCAGUACUGUAAGUAUGCCUACACCAUGUACACACUCCGAUGGAGCUGCAUUAUCAAGAACAUCGGCCCCAGCACCAUGCACGGAUGCCGUGCAACCAUCGGAAUUAUUAUCAGUACCCUCUGCUAGUGGAAGGUUAAAGACACUUUGUCAAACUGUAUCUAAAGGAACUCCGUUGUUCUCCCUUUCGCUUUUACGCCAGCUCAUCCCAAAGCAUCACCUGUCUUACCACCUCAGCGUCCGCUUAACAACAAAAGAAUGGCUGCCCAGGAGGUCCUUGCGUUGAACCAAAAGCUGCUGGCGGCCAUCGGCGCUGGGGACUACGCAACUUACGAGUCCAUGUGCGACCCCAGCCUGACCUGCUUCGAGCCGGAGGCCAAGGGGCACCUGGUGGAGGGCAUGGACUUCCACAAGUACUACUUCACAAUGCCACCAGCAACACCGGCACCUGCGGCUGCUGAUGCUGCUGCAGCGCCACCCAGCAAGAAACAUGUGCUGAACACCAUGUCGUCUCCACACGUCCGCCUCGUUGGCGACCGGUGCGCGGUGGUCUCAUACAUCCGUCUCACGCAAAAGAUGGUGUCUGGCGCGCCUGUGACGGUUCAGGCAGAGGAGACGCGCGUGUGGGAGAAGCAGGCCGACGGCCGCUGGCUGCAUGUGCACAUGCAUCGCUCUGUUGUGCCGUGGUAAGGAUGAGGCAAAGGCUUGACAGACAUAUCUCCAUUCUAGGCUGGCAUGAAGGCGGAUGGUGCAAGACGUUGGUGUGGCGUAGGCACCUGUCGGCUGACUGGAUGGAAAUGGAGGAUUUGGCUGUAAUGCCGUGCUUAUUGGAGCCGGAAAUUUGGGCUUUUGCUUUUGUGGUAGACGACUGCGGAGGAUGUUGCGUUUAAGAACCAUGUGUGUAUUGCCUACCAAGGUUGCCAAACUACAUAUUUGCUUAACAUUUCCCAUGCAAAUUCCAUGAAGUCUACUUGUGCGAUUAAUGAAUGCACAAGGGACCAACAUGAAAGAUGCCUAGGAAAUACGAUGCACACUUGUGGUAAGAGAGGGCUGAUUUGACCUAGUUUCGUGCAUCGUAACACACAUGGGGGCUACGGAUUG